CAACAGUUAGCGUCGGUGAUAUUACGGUUAUGAGUGCCUUCUAAUAACAUUCGCGAAUUGCCUGUUGAAGCGCUCUGUGGGGCAAUAGUUUUCCUCAGGUAUCCGGCCAAUAAUAGCUAGAACCAUGCUGAAUUGUAACUGGAUCGAUGGCAAUCUUUUGCUUAGCAUUUUGAAGGCAGAUCAUGAAUCCGGAGCGAAUCAGAUCCAAAUUGUUGACUUCAAAGUGGAAGCAGCUACCAAAAAGGGUGAUAACUACGCCAGUGAGAUGUACAGGGCCGUUAUAGAGUUCGAAAAGGAUGGGAAGUUCAAGAUGUGCAGACGUAUUUUGAAGGUUAUCCCAUCUGGAGAAAUUCAACGGAUGAUCAUGGAAAAGAACAGUAUUUUUCCCAGAGAAAUAGCUGUUUACAGAGAUAUCCUACCAAGAAUCCACAGUUUGCUGGAAAGCAUAGGGGACCACUCAUUAAUCUCUCCAAAGUGUAUCUUCACGACGGAUGAUCCAAAAACCAUGUUGGUCUUUGAGGACAUCAAAGAUUCGGGAUUCCAGAUGGUAGAUCGUAAGCUAGGCCUGGAUUUGGAGCAUUCCAAAUUGGUCAUAAGUAAACUGGCAAAGUUGCACGCAUGUUCGGCGGUCAUCUACCAAUCAGAUCCCGUUUUGAUGGAUCCGGUGCUGGAAGGUGCAAUUUCUACAAACCCUGACAGACAGGACUUUUUGGAGUUUUACAGAAUGUGCUCCCGCCAAGUUGUGCAACUUGUAAAAAGCUGGAACGAUCCUUCGUACGACCAUCUGCUGGAAAGGUUAGAAAACCUUCAAAAGACUAUCAUAAGCAAAGGAGUACAGGUUUAUACUCGAGAUGAUUCCUGUUUCAACGUGUUGAACCAUGAUGACGUUUGGACCAACAAUAUGAUGUUUAAAUACGGCGAAAAGUCCGUUGAGGAUGUCCUACUGUUUGAUUAUCAACUAGCCUAUUACGGAUCACCGGGGGUGGAUUUAAACUAUUUCCUCCAUGCAGCCGUUCAAGAGGAAGUUCGCGAAAAUAACUGGCUGGAAUUAAUAAGGGAUUACCACGACAUUUUGAAAUCAACCUUGAAAAAACUGGAAUACACCGGAAAAAUGCCAACGCUGGAAGACAUUCAUGUGGAGAUCGUACGGAAAGGAUUUCACAGGGUGAAUGCUGUGUUCUGCCUAUUGCCAAUUGCGUUUAUGGAGCGGACAGAAAAUGCCGAGAUGGACGUGUUUCUACAGGAAAGCGAAGCCGGCAGAGCGUUCAGAAAGCAGAUAUUCUCCAAUCCACGCUUGGAGGGAAUUCUGAAGCGGGCGUUGGUCAAAUACAAUCAAUUAGGUUAUUUCGAUUGAUGGCAGUGCAAUACAAACACGAAUUCAAAGAGUAGUAUGGUUUGAAUGCGAUUCGUCAAACUAGAAUGUACCUAUGUACAAGACAACUAUCAAACAAUAAUUUUCAGGGCGCAGUGAUGAAAAUUUGUAAGGAUAAAAUUACUAUAAGUUUGAAUGCAAUCAACAAUCCAGUGUUUUAUCAAUAAAAGUGUUGAAUAAAGUUAUUCCACAUUAA
This is a messenger RNA of Aedes aegypti (yellow fever mosquito), 1568 nucleotides long. RefSeq lists its product as uncharacterized. The transcript is spliced from 4 exons. The record is from RefSeq and is a predicted model, not a curated record. NCBI's taxonomy places the organism in Eukaryota, Metazoa, Arthropoda, Insecta, Diptera, Culicidae. The coding region runs from base 125 to 1354 and encodes 409 amino acids.